AUGGCGCUAGUACCACCCCAGAACCAGCGCGAAGCGCGCCCACCGCCGGACGCGGAAGCAGCAACUGCGCCGCCGCCGGACGCGGAAGCGGCGCCGCCGGCGCUCGCGGCGUCGCCCGUUCCCGCAGCGUCCUCCCGACCUGCCGAGGCAGCCGUUGCAGCCAGUGCGAGGUCCGUCAACGCGGAACGCGCGGUCAACGCGGUCAACGCUGGUAGCGCGGUCAACGCGGUCAACGCGAAUUGCGCAGCAGAGGCGGUCAACUCUGCCAGCGGAAGCGGCGACAUGAUGAGAAUGUGCGACCUCCCCAACGCGGUCCAGCUUCGCAUCCUCUCGCUCCUCGCUUCUCCUCCUCCUUCCCUGCCUGCCGCCCCGCGGCAGCAGCAGCAGCAGCAGCAGCAGCACGAAACGCCUGUCUCCCUUCCGACCAGCAGUGGUAGUAGUAGUGUCAGUGUCAGUGCUGCUCCGGGUGGGGAGAGUAGAGGAGUGCAAGUGAGUGCGGGUGGGGGGCCGCAUGCGGAGGAAAGAGGGGAGGAGAAGCAGGAGGAGCAGGAGGAGGAGCAGGAAGAGGAGGACGAGGAGGAGGAGCAGCGGGUGAGGGCUGCAGUGGCGGAGAUGAUGACACGUGGCUAUGCUGUGCUGGAUGGCUUUAUGGGAAUGGCCGAGGCGGUGGCAGCAAGGGCGGAGGCAGAGCAGCUGCGAUCGGCGCAGUGCAUGCGACCCGCACGCAUAGGCGGGGGGCAGGGUGGAGCAGCAGCAGCAGCAGCACUGGCGCUGGCACUAGCAGCAGGAGCAGGUGCAGGAACAGGAGCAGGAGCAGGAGGAGCAGGAGGGGCAGGAGCAGGGGAAGGGAUGAGUCUGGUGGGGGGUCCGCAGGUGGAUGAGAGGGUGAGAGGCGAUGUGCUGGACAACGGCACUCAGUACGUGCGGCACACGGAUCUGCCCCCCUCCAGCCCCCACCGCAGGGGCAACGGCACGCGAUAUGCACGGCACACAGACCGGUCCCCCUCCAGCCCGCACCGCCGGGUGACAGUUCUCUACUACCUCAACCCUGCCCGGGACCCCGCCUCCAUGGGCGGCAACCUGCGGCUGUAUCUGCCUCGCGCGUCUCAUGUGAGGGACGGUGGUGCUGUAGGCGCAGCAGCGGAAGCAGCAGAUGAAGCAGCAGCAGCAGCAGCAGCAGCAGCAGCAGCAGCAGCAGCAGCAGCAGCUGUUAGAACAGGGAUGGGUCAUGCAUACAGGGCUGGUGGCGGUGGCGGUAGCGGUGGCGGUUGUGACAGCGAGGGGAAGCACCAAAAGGGAGGGGUAGAGGUAAAGGAGGGAGAGGAGGGAGAGGAGGGAGAGGAGGGAGAGGAGGGAGAGGAGGGAGAGGAGGGAGAGGAGGGAGAGGAGGGAGAGGAGGGAGAGGAGGGAGAGGAAAAGGAGCAGGAGUGCAGUGUGGACAUAGCGCCCUUGGCGGACCGUCUUCUGCUGUUCCUGAGCCAUAUACCCCACGAGGUCUUGCCCUCGCACGCCCACCGCUUCUCCCUCACCUUCUGGUUCUGCUGCUCCCCGCACGCACAGCAGGCGACUUCUGAGGCGCCUAAGUCGGGAGUGUGCUGCACUGAUGGCCCGCACUCGCAUAAACAGGAGGAGCGGACAUUGCAGAGGGGAGGCGUGCAGGAGGGAGGAAGUGGGGGGCUAGGAGGUUUUGAGAUGUCUCAGCAGCACUCGCAUGGACAGGAGGAGCGCUCAGCGCAGGGAGGACGUGUGCAGAGGGGAGGAAGAGAGGGGCUAGGAGGGAUCGCGGAGGAAGACCGUGCGGUCACCACUGAAGCGCUGCUGUGCUCUCUGCCGGCCUGCUACCACUCGCACAUAAGACAGGUGGUGCUACCAGCAUGCAUGGCACGGGGUCCCUGUUGGGCGAGGGCCAUAGCACAGCACAUGUGGCAGGGCGAAGAGUACUACCUCCAGGUGGGCGCCAGGUGGGAGGCAGAUGGGCAGCAGGUGGGCGGCAGGUGGGCGGCAGGUGCGCGGCAGGUGGGCGGCAGGUGUACAUUAAUUGACUCUCACAUGCGCUUUGUACCCGCAUGGGACACCCAACUCCUUGCCUUCCACUUCCGCGCCUCCCACCUCGCUCCCAAGCCCAUCCUCUCCUCCUACCCCCCUGGCUACUUCGGCCUUGGCCCUUCCGCCGUCAUCCCCCCUAUAGACCUCUCCUCUGCUUGCGUUCUCCUGUGCGCGAGCCAUUUCAAUGAGAGAGACGGGAUGUUGAGGAUUAAAGGGAGGCGGGUGAGCAGUGGGAGGAAGGGGGAAGGUGGGGAGGAGGAGAGUGACUGGAGUGGGGGGUCUGCAGAUGCGGAGGAAGGGAAAGGGGGACGGGCGGGAGGAGGCCGAGAGGAGGAGGAAGGAGGGCCGAGAGAGGGAGGUGGAAGAGAUGGAGAUAGAAGAGAGGGGACGGGUGAAAAGGAAGGAGUAGGAGUUAAGGGUGGGGUAGAGACGGAGAGGAAGGAGGGAGCGGUGAUACAGGAGAGAGGGGCAAUCCAGUGGACAGAGAUGGGCGAGGGUUCUCCGGGUUCUCCUGUGCCUUCGCUGUUCUGGGCUGCUGGGUUCUCCUUCUCCUGCGCAUCAGUCAUCCGUGAGGUGCUCUACGACCCCGCGCUCUCCUUCCUCUUCUUCGGGGAGGAGCUCUCAAUGGCACUGCGUCUCUUCACGCACGGAUACGACUUCUUUGCCCCACCACUGCCUCUCGCCUUCCACCAGUGGUCCCGCGCCUACCGCCCCUCUCUCCCUACUGUUAUUGCGCCCUCUCUCGCCCCCACUCUCGCCCCCGCACUCGCCCCCACUCUCGCCCCCGCACUCGUCCCCACUCUCGCGCCCGCACUCUCGUCCUUGUCACCGUCUUCUAUAGAAGAAGUUACCAAGGCAGCCGCUAAGGCAGCAGCACAGGCGCGGGUUCAGCUGCUGCUGUGCCCGCACGGGGCAAACGGUGCAGGGUGUGAGGGCAAGGAGAGUGGGGAGCAGCAGCAGAGUGGGUGCAGGGAGAGGGAGAGAGCAGCAGCAGUGGUGGCAGCAUAUGGUGUGGGGGAACGGCUAGAGUGGAGUGUUGUGCCUUGGACAGACGUGCAUGGCAGGCCUCAGGGCACAGUCAGGGCACUCAAGGAAGCAGAGCCUCUGCUCAAAGAAGCUGAAACUAGUUUUGAGUCGACUCAUAAACGGACAGACGUGCAUGGUAAGGUUCAGGGCACAGUCAGGGUUCUCAAGGAAGCAAAGCCUCAUAACUCUGCCUCUGCUCCUGCUGCUCCUGCUGCUGCUGCUGCUGCUGGUGCUGGUGGUUCUGUUGCCGCUCCCUCUGCGGCACCUGCUGUGUCUGUCAGUGCUGCUGGUUGCUUGAUGGUGGGCAAGGGAGUGGGAGUGGGGACACAGCGCACGGUGCAGCAGUUUAUAGAGCACUGCGGAGUGGACUUCUGCAGGAAGGUGGUCAGUGAACGGGCCAGGAAUGGUGGUCUUGACGCCUCGUGCUUCGUGGAUGUUGGUGGUGAUGGUGGUGAUGGUGGUGAUGGUGGUGAUGAAGCUGCUUGUUGA
Molecule: messenger RNA, 3561 nt
Organism: Closterium sp. Naga37s-1
Lineage: Eukaryota; Viridiplantae; Streptophyta; Zygnematophyceae; Desmidiales; Closteriaceae
Source: the annotation of a GenBank genome assembly